AUGGACACCUGCAACUUGGAAAUUCUCGAUAUUCAUUCGAACUCGCGUUAUGUAGAAGAUUAUUUGGAGCGUUUUGAGAUUUGGUGUCUCACCCGCAAAAGUCUGGACGCCGAGAAGAAGACAGCACAUUUUCUGUCAGCUGUUGGGAAGGAAGCUUAUGCGCUGAUUAAAAAUUUGGCAUUCCCAGAGUCACCAAUUCAACUGAAGUAUGAAGAACUCAAGGAUUUGUUACUAAAACACUUCCAGCCAGUCAACUUCGAAGCAACUGAGCGAGCAAAAUUUCAUUGCCUUGCUCGUGAUCCUAAUUAG
Molecule: messenger RNA, 309 nt
Organism: Echinostoma caproni
Lineage: Eukaryota; Metazoa; Platyhelminthes; Trematoda; Plagiorchiida; Echinostomatidae
Source: the annotation of a GenBank genome assembly